AUGAAAGCUGGCUGCAGCAUCGUGGAUAAGGCUGAAGGAGGAGGAGGGUAUCACUUCCCAGAAUGGGCUUACAAGACAGAAUCCAGCCCGGGUUCCAGACAAAUCCAGCUCUGGCAUUUCAUCCUGGAGCUGCUGCAGAAGGAGGAAUUUCGUCACGUCAUCGCCUGGCAGCAGGGGGAGUAUGGGGAGUUUGUCAUCAAGGACCCAGAUGAGGUGGCCAGACUGUGGGGUCGGAGGAAAUGCAAACCCCAGAUGAACUAUGACAAGCUGAGCCGGGCCCUGAGAUACUACUACAACAAGAGGAUUCUCCACAAGACAAAAGGCAAGAGGUUCACCUACAAGUUCAACUUCAACAAGCUGGUGAUGCCCAACUACCCCUUCAUCAACAUUCGACCCAAUGCGGACCCCUCGGCCGAGGGUCCCGAACGGAAACCGGAACUCCCGGAACUUCUGGAAGACCCUUCCCCCGAGUGGCGCCGGGAGCUGCUCCCGCCGCGCAGCCCCGCGGGGGGCCCGACCCUCAACCCCCAGAAACGCAAACCCGACAUCGUCCUCCCCUUGUUCAGCCGCCCCGGGAUCUACCCCGACCCCCACAGCCCUUUCUCUGUCUCCCCCAUCCCGGGAGGGCGUCCCGGGGUCCUCAACGUGCCCAUUUCUCCCGCUCUCUCCCUCACUCCCACCCUCUUCUCCUACAGCCCUUCCCCGGGCCUCAGCCCCUUCACGGGAAGCAGCUGCUUCUCCUUCAACCCCGAGGAGAUGAAACACUACCUGCAUUCCCAGGCCUGCUCUGUCUUCAACUACCACCUGAGCCCGAGGACAUUCCCGCGUUACCCGCUCAUGGUGCCUCCUCUCCAGUGCCAGCUCCCCCUGGAAGAGCAGCCCCAGUUCCCCAUCAAGCUCCAACCUCCCCCGGUGGGGAGAAAAAACAGGGAGAGACUGGAAAGCAGCUCCGAGGAGGCUCCUCAACUGGGAAACCCUCCUCCUCCUCCUCCUCUUCCCAGGGUGAAGGUGGAACCGAGCAUGGAGAGGGAAGCGGAAGAGAAGGGAAAAGCUGAGGGAGGUGACGGAGCCAACGCGGGAAGCGCCGCGGAAGAGGAGAAAGGUCCCGUCUUUGCCCGCCCGGCUGCACCAUCUUGGCACCCGACGCCUCCUUUCCAGCCUGAGGAAACCUUGGAGCAAGGAGGAGGAGGAGGAGAAGGAGGAAGUGGAGAAAAACAAGCCCUUCCCAGGGAUGUUCCCGGAGAAACGGGAGGGCAGGAGAAGCGGGAAGAUGCUCUGAUGCCUCCCAAGCUGCGGCUGAAGCGGCGCUGGCACGGGGACCGCGCCGGGGACGCCCCCGAGGAGCAGCAGCCCCCCCAAGGUCGCCCCCACUGCAACGGGACCCCCCAUUUGGUGGUCACCCCCCCCAAGGUGGGGACGACCCCCCUGGUCACCGACACCUAA
Messenger RNA from Chaetura pelagica (chimney swift), 1443 nucleotides. Its product is annotated as ETS translocation variant 3-like. The record is from RefSeq and is a predicted model, not a curated record. Gene Ontology annotation, molecular function: DNA-binding transcription factor activity, RNA polymerase II-specific; sequence-specific DNA binding. The coding region runs from base 1 to 1443 and encodes 480 amino acids. Gene Ontology annotation, cellular component: nucleus. Gene Ontology annotation, biological process: cell differentiation; regulation of transcription by RNA polymerase II. Lineage: Eukaryota; Metazoa; Chordata; Aves; Apodiformes; Apodidae. The transcript has 4 exons.